GUCUGAACGAUAUGUGCAUAUGAUUUAUUAUGUGACUAGUGAUCCGCUGGCUAAUAUGCCCGUUGGUGGUCGAGCGAUCUAUACUGAUACGAAUCGAUUCGGCGCUGUCGUAAUCAUAGAAGUCAUUUUUCGAGCUUUGACGAAUGAAGAUCUGCUGGUAAUUGAUCAAGGUGUUCGUCGGAUUCAUUUGCAAGGUAGAAAUGUUGAUGGUGCUCGCAUGAAUCAGUCCGUGCGUCGUCGCGUGAUUUCAGAGGCUUGGUGGCGACGUAAUCUCAUUGCUCGUAGGCAACCUGAACCUGCCGGUGUUUGGGCCGAGGCCAUUGAUGCUGGAUCGGAUGCUACAAGAAUACCUGAUGACGAGAUAAUGGUUUUGAUGUCUCGUAUACGUGAGCAGUAUGGUGAUCGUAAUCGACGUAACGAUCAGCAAUGA
This is a messenger RNA of Contarinia nasturtii (swede midge), 430 nucleotides long. RefSeq lists its product as uncharacterized. The record is from RefSeq and is a predicted model, not a curated record. The transcript has 3 exons. Lineage: Eukaryota; Metazoa; Arthropoda; Insecta; Diptera; Cecidomyiidae. The annotation marks the transcript as partial.